CACUCUCCACUAAGUGUGACAUUGAUUUCUUCAUCAUUAGAAUGGCCUCCUAUUGGUUUCUCUUAUUGCUACUCAUCAUGUCUUUCAUGGCCUCACCUUUACCAUCCCUAACUUCUUCUCAAAUAAGUUCAGAUACCCCUACUAUUUCAGCUUCACCAGUGUCUAUGUCAAACCCUCCGCUGUCUCCUUUCCAAGAAUUGUCACCAGAUAUUGUUCCCUUGUUGCCCUCUCCUGGUGAAGUUGUGCCCACAACUGGCUCAUCCAUGCCCACCAUUCCUUCCACCCCAAGUCCUCCAAACCCCGAUGACUUGAUGGCGGCAGGUCCCGGUUCUGCAUUUUCACCAUUCGGAUCAUUAUCAGCUUCCUCCACAUCUCCUAGAAUUUCAGUUCGGUCUUUCCACUUAGCAGCUUUUUCGGUUGUGGCAGCAUAUUGCUUAAUGCAGCUUGUUAGAGUACUAUCCUUAAGGACUUAGGAUUUCCUUGCUGCAAAUUGCUGGUGAACAAUAAGGCGGCACAUGGUUUUGUGUGCCCGCAACUCUGUUUGGCACGUGAGACACACCAAAGGACCAGAAAUUCGGUGUUCCUUUUAUUGAAGAAUCCAUCACGGUGGUUGAUCAUGCUUAAUAUAACACUGGUGUUUAGGUGAACCUGUUUUGUCUGAUUCUGCCAUCUUCCAUAAGAGGGUCUUCUUCUAUCUUUUUAUUUUUCUCCCUUUCUACUUUUGGAGUCCAUGCCGGCCUAAGAAC
Molecule: messenger RNA, 746 nt
Organism: Durio zibethinus
Lineage: Eukaryota; Viridiplantae; Streptophyta; Magnoliopsida; Malvales; Malvaceae
Product: classical arabinogalactan protein 25-like
Source: RefSeq, a predicted model, not a curated record